Molecule: messenger RNA, 6810 nt
Organism: Gambusia affinis (western mosquitofish)
Lineage: Eukaryota; Metazoa; Chordata; Actinopteri; Cyprinodontiformes; Poeciliidae
Gene: arhgap31
Product: Rho GTPase activating protein 31
Exons: 12
Coding region: 582-4361 (1259 amino acids)
Biological process (GO): small GTPase-mediated signal transduction
Molecular function (GO): GTPase activator activity
Source: RefSeq, a predicted model, not a curated record
CCUCUUACAUAGUCUGGACGCUUGAAAAAUCCCUGCCACAUCACUGCCACGAGGCUUUCCCUCAAUUCAGAAAAUGCAGAAAGUCUUUCUCAAAAAACAACCAUAACCAUGUUCCUAAUGGAUGGGUGUCUCAGCUGCAGAAGAAACCAGUGAGAAGAACAGACUGGAAUGAAGGAAAAGAGGAGGAGAUAAAAAAGCAGAGAGAGGGAGAGGAAGAGAGAGAGAGAGAGAGACUGGGGGUGAAAAAACAACAGGAAACCAAACGAUUCUAAUGCUGUUCCUCCAAAUCAGCUCACACAAUUCAGCAGAGUGCCAGGAGGAACAUCUUUUCUCAGCUCAUCUCCUGAGGAACUAACCAUGUAAAAAGAGUUGAAGUUUGAAAAGUGACGUCAGCACCAACUGUGUGGUCUGUCAGGGUGCGAGCGGAUGCAGGCAUUUGGGAGCUGUGUGCUGAGGUUCCUGUGUGGCGGCUGCCUUUUGACCUACCAUCUCAAUUUUAGUUUUUGGGCUCAUAUGGAUGAAUUCUGGUGGUUUCAGGAAACGUUCUGUUGUAAUCCUCGGGACUACUAACUGGAGCCCACAUGAAGAAUAAAGGAAACAAGCAGAAGACCAAAAAGAAAGGAAGUGAGAAUGUGUUCGGCUGUGACCUGACAGAACAUCUCCAGGGCUCAGGACAAGAUGUUCCUCAGGUUCUCCAGAAGUGUGCAGAGUUUAUUGAGCAGUAUGGGAUUGUGGACGGGAUCUACAGACUCUCAGGGGUCACCUCAAACAUCCAACGUCUCAGGCAGGAAUUCUGCUCCGAGGCGUGCCCUGACCUUACCAAGGAAGUAUACCUCCAGGACAUCCACUGUGUGGGUUCCUUAUGUAAGCUCUACUUCAGGGAGCUGCCCAAUCCUCUGCUCACAUAUGAGCUCUACAGCAAAUUCACUGAGGCUGUGUCGUUUCAAGCAGAUCAAGACAGACUUUCACAUAUCCAGACAGUUAUCAAAGAACUUCCGUCCCCUCACUUCAGGACUCUGGAAUACCUUUCCAAGCACUUGGCCCGACUUGCUACCUUAAGCGCCCAGACAAAUAUGCACACGCGUAAUCUGGCUUUGGUUUGGGCUCCAAAUCUGUUAAGGUCCAAGGACAUUGAGACUUCAUCUGGUAAUGGAGACAUGGCCUUCCAGGAAGUGCGAAUACAGCAGUCAGUGAUUGAGUUUAUCUUAAACCACACAGAGCAGCUCUUCAGUGGUGAUUCUGAUCAAAUAAAACCCAAAGAAGGACCGAGUUUGAUGUGUGCAGAGAAAUACGCCACUCUCCCAAUCAGUGGUGGGAGUGGGCCGAUGAAACUGAUGAGUCUGGAAGAAGCCCAGGCCCGCUCCUUAAGUCCAAAUCACCCAGUGCACAAAGAACGUCAGCGAGAGAACAGCCUACCUGAUACCAGCACUGCAUCGCUCUAUCACACGGUCAUAGAAAUAUCAGACAACAAGAGGAGGUUCUCUGGAAAAUCUAAAAAGUGGAAGUCUAUCUUUAACCUCGGAAGAUCUGUGGAGUCAAAGGGAAAACUCAGCCGCAAUGGCAGUGUGUUCAUCAGAGCACAGGGAGCAUCAGAAAAGGCAGCUUUGCGUCCUUCCAGAAGCAUGGAGUCCUUGUGCUCCUCAUCUCCAGAUGAUGACGGGGCAAGAAGCAAUACCUCAGCUGAUGGAUCCAAUAGUAUUUUUAUGCCUGAUGUGAAAUCCAGAACACUGGGAUCUGAAUCCCUCCAUGAUCUGAACGAACAUAACCAAAACUGGGAGAUGAAAGCAAAGAGAGGUGGUGCAAAGGCCGGCUGGAGCGCUGGCCUGAACCAAAAAGACUCACCCGGAGCUUCCGCUUUUCAGAAAACAAUGCCAGAACAACUCAAGGUGUUCAAAGGGGAUGACCUCAGCAACUACAAACCGAGUUCUCCGAAAAGCAGGAGGAUGCUGUACUCUGGCUCCUCCCGGCCCUCGUUCCCAGGCAGCUUCUUUCCACUGGAGUCUUCGCCGAGGCACCAACGCAGAGCCGUCAACAUAUCUGAGCCUUUUGCUGUGUCCGUGCCCUUACGUGUGUCUGCUGUUAUCAGCUCCAACAGCACGCCUUGCAGGGGGCUCAACAAAGAGAAAGCAGCCACUUUGAAACCUUGCAGGGAGCCUACAGAGCAGAGCAGCCACUUUAAAAAGAGCAACACGUUCCCUCUGCUGGAGCCGAAAAGGCAGGAAGGAACAGAGAAGAAGCACACCGAGGUUCUGACCUUCAGAGUGUCGCCAGAGGAUAAAGACAAAAAAACGUUGCUAAAAAACGAAGGAGAAAAGAUUGUUUCUAAACUGGAAGAGCUGCCUAAUGCACAAAAAAGUGAAGACAAAGAAACAGCGCCAUCUUCUGGGGAAGACAUUCUCAAUCUCCCUGAAGAUACACAACUGGAUGUUGGACCUGCUGCUGGGAAAAUGCUUUGGUCUGACCUCCAUCAAGAGCUGAUGAUAACUGAGCCUGAAAUCAACCUGCUGCAUAAGACUUUUAAACCGGCUUUUGCUUCAACAAGCACCAAGUUAACAAUGGACGUCAAGUCAAAGCGAAGCCGCAGCUCUCCCUCUUUAUCUUUGCUUUGUAAGGAGACUUCGUCGAACCCCUCUUUGGGUGAGCGUGUAACUGCAAAUAGACCUGACUCAAAAAGGAAACAGCCCUCGGAAUCAGACCUGUUGUUUUGUGUUCACAAAAACUUUGAAGUUCAAAUUUCAAGCACAUUAGAUGCAAAAGAGAAGCUGAAACCUUUACAUAAAAGUGCACCAGCUUACACCAGCCAGUGCCAGGUUCCUAGGAGGGAAACCAUGGUAGACUGUGUUAGAAAUCCUUUAACGAUAGAGGACGCCCCACAGGUCGCAACCUUCUCAGACAGUGCAGACAGACAAUCUGAGAAACAAGAGGACUCAAAAAUAUCACAGGACAAAGUAAAGAAAAGUGUAAAUCCUGAGGUGGAACCCUGCCAGAGACUCCCGGUGUGUUUAGAGGAGAGACGAAACACGCCAGAACUGGCAAACUUUGAUGAUGAAGAUGUAUUUGGAAUGAACCUGGAGGAGCUGGACUUGGUGGAGUCCUGGGAGGAUCUUAGCUCCACCAAGCAGUGGGUUACUAGUCCUCUGCACUCACCUGAUGUUGAGGAGCUGUUUAACCAGCUUUCCCCCUUCAGUUCAAAGGGAGAAACUCCAAACCCAGAGGUUUCAUCUCCUGUAAACGUUCCUCAGAAUGUUGGAGCUAAUCCAGAAAUUAAAUGGACAAAUCUGCCAUUGGUGCCUAGACGAACGAGUUUGAACAACAAUAAUGCAACCCAACCUCCAACAGCAAAGAGCAGCACAACAAAACCAAAGAAUACAGCAUCAUCUCAGAGAUUCAUCAGGCAAAUGUCAUGUGAGACAACAGUGCCAGAGAAAAAAGAGGAGAAUGGCUCUUUCAGACAAAGACCCUGCUCCCUUAACUUAGACCUUAGCCAUCGAUGCAUAAGAGACAUUUCAAACCAGCAAAAUCACAAGUCGUCUGAGUUUUUUUCUGGUCCAAAAGGCUUGCUGGCCGCUUCUGCAACUGUGAAUAAAGGACAUUCUGAGUUGGAUCUGUUUCUAAAUGACAGACAAGCACCUCUCCGGCGAAACUCUGCCCCAGUCAGUGUGUCAUCGGUGCGGACAGCCUUCAUGAUAAAAACAUGUCAGGUCAAAGCUGUGCCCGUUGUCCCUCCACAGGUGCAGUACAGCCAGAUACCUCAAACAAGGCAAGAAAGUGAUUCUGGCACUGUGAAGGAGCAAGAAAAGGGAUUCCCAAAGACAAGCACAGACACAAGCACUGCCAUCCCGCCUAUGAUGAUGUCGAACCUAAAGGAGGAACUGGAGAACAAAGAGCCACCCCCUAAACACCAAAAGCAUGCAAAUGUUCAGAAAUCUGCUGAAGCUGGGAAGAAUGCCACCCCGGAGCUGCCAGUCAUAACUAGGAGACAUGCCCCGAGUCUGGAAGUGUUUGUAGACGGUCCUAGACCCAACAGAGGAGCGCUGCUACAAAGGCCGUCCUUUAGAAACCGGCAGAGACCUCAGAGCCUCAUCCUUCUCAGCCCCCCUUUCCCUUUCAUGGACUAUCCAACAUCAGGGGACGAUGGCAAGCUGCUAUCAUCCAUCAAGAGUCUAAAUGACACAUCGGCGCUCAGUGUCUUUUCCAAAGAGAUGACUGAGAACUUCAGGACACAAGAGGGACUCGCUCUGCAGAAUAAAAUGACGAUUCCGAAAAGCGGACAGAGACUAGAAACAUCAACCAGCUGCUUCUACCAGCCUCAGAGGAGGUCCAUGAUAUUUGACAGCAGGAGUCCCAGGCAGAUCGAAUGACUGCAAGUGGACCUGUAUGUAAAUAGGUGCAGUUCAUAAAGUAUCUUUGGAACAAAGAAAAGAUCAUGAUAAUAGUCUAUGGGAUGAAGCUAAAGUUUACCAAAAAUCAAAAAGAGGAAGCCAUAACUCAGAUUUCUCUGAUAUGUGAGACUAAGAUCAUUAUUUUUUGUUCAUUCUCUUAGUCCUCACUGGUAUUUUUUUAAACAUGUAAUCAUAUAUUUUUAUCAAAUGAUAUUUUUAUUCCCAGAUAGAGUUUCAAAUUAAGUUACAGCAUAAAAGUACCAAGUAUGACAUUAUGACCACUGACGAAAUAAAUGACAUCAAAUUUCUCUUCAUCAUCUCACUUGAUAGAGGGCUGAAUAUAGGAGGUAGCAAGUGAACUUUGUGUUAAUCAAGGUUUAGUUAGAAGUAGGAAAAAUUGGCAAAAAUAUGCAAGUAAAAUAAUUUGUCCAAAUUAUGGUGGCUACCAUAAUUUGGGUCAGAAUACUGGAGGUUUUUCGGUCUGCAGCGGUCAGAAUCUGCCCAAAUUGUCCAAACAUUAAGUUCAGUAGAGGGCUGUAUAGCUGCAGAUCAGUCAGGGUGCCUGUGCAGAUCAUAAAGUUAUGUUUGAAGAGUUUGAAAUCUGCACAGAGUUUGCAGCUUUGAGCUUAGUACAAACACUUUAGACUCAACUGUUCUACUAGAUAAUAAAUCAGAUAAAUCAGAUCCAAGAGAGCAUGUGCCAUGACUGCUGAUAACAUUUAGGCUACUGUAAUAUGCUAACUUGAUGGCAAGAUGACCUUUCACUGAGUGAGAAUGACAUAUGUAAAAAAAAAAAAAAAAAAGCAGGAAGCAGGUUCUAUCCUAAGAUGUGCACAAAUUCCACGCAUUCAAUUCAGAACAAACUGAAGUCAAUCACAUAUUGCUCUUUUUUCAGAAAUUAGCUCUGCAGCAUAUGGUAGUUAAACUCACUAACUGCCCCCCCUCCCUUCAAAAAAACAAAAAACUUUUGAGAACAAACUCACACAAAGCAAUGAUCACAAGAAGACAUAUUCACCUCUACAAUACUUGCAGGACAUGAGCAUUUUUGUUGAUCACAACGCAAACACUAGAUGGAGCCAGAUGAUCCAGAUUUAGGCCUGUGGCAUGUAUUACAAGCUCUGAUAUCACCUUUUGCAUGCAGGGGAAAUGUUCCUGUAAGUGAAAGGUCUCUGACACUGAAACGUGCAAACACAGUUUAUAUUCUGUAGCUUGUUGAGUUCAAGUUAGUCCCAAUCCAUUAAAAUCCAAAAAUGAUCCAAUAGUUUUGCCUCCUCUGGGAGCUACAGGGAUGGAGCAGGAUUAUUUUAGAAGCAUACAAAAACCUGAUGUAAUGUUUUAUAGUUGAAACAUAAAGGAAGAUAAAGCGCUACAACACAAAAACAGUGUGUUAAAUAGGAAAUUAAUUGUCUACUGAAGAAGGACAACUGAAGUCCUAAAGGAAAAUAUCAAUUAAAACAGUUUUUAUGAAGCAAACUAUUCAUCCCUGAAUUUAAAUUUAAAUUAAAAUUUUCCUUUCAAUCAACUGACUCUUAUGACAUUAAUUAUUUUUUUUAUACGAACACUUAGCAAGACUGGAUCUGUGGCACACUGACGUCAAUGUAAUUUUGUUCAACUCAUAUUUAAAUGAUUUUAUUUCCAGAAUUUUAAUAACAGUAUUUACCAGCUGAAGGAGUGUAAGUAAUGUGUAUCUUGAUUGUGUCAGAGUUACUUCAGUAAGUUUUUUUUUUAUACUGUUGUUUUGGAAUAUAUGUUGUAAUAUGACAAAUGAAAAGUGAAUAAAAGUGAAGUUAAAGAGCUGUUUAUCAGACAGUAAAGUUGUAGGCUGCCUCUGUGCAAGCUGACUGUAUUCACUUUGGAGCUUGAAGGUGCUUUAAGUCAAAGUCAGAUUUUGCCAUCUCCAGAUUUUUUCCUCUCUUCUGAUGAGUUCAGCAGAUCACUUGUAAAUGCACAGGAUUGCUUCUUUAUGUUGAACAUACUUUGAGUGCUAUUGAGCUGACAUUGUUUUUUUUUUUUUUUUUGUUACCACAGUUUGGAUGAGCAGGAUGAUUGAGUGUAUCUUUAAACUGAGCAUCUAAUGUUUCCUGUUGGUUUUCAUAACUCCUGUUUGCUUGUUGAGACGGACAAGAAUUCAAUAUGUUGUAUGAAUUUACAUAAAAAAACGUAUCAGUGUUAAAGAUUUUGAGGUGAAAGUCUUUUGAUGAUAGCACCUGCAGUAAUGUACAUAUUAUUACUGAUUUUGUUACAAAUCAUCAGAAUAAAAAAAAUUAAAGUAUAGUGACAAUAAAUUUGUUGAACUGAUAUAUUUUUUUAUAUUUUUAUGUGACAUCUCAUGUAAAUUCAGUGCUUUCUGAAAUUAUUUUCAUUGUUGGCACUGCUAUUAAAGAUAUAAGAAAAGGCUUUAAAAUAAAUUUCUUCAGUUGGUGCAAUA